UUCGCAGUUGGUAGUGAGAACUGAGAAUUCGGAUAAUAUAAUUAGAAUCAAUUUGUUGGUAUCUUACUGGUGCAAAUGGAAGCCAGCAUGCGGUUUGUUUUCGUUGUGAUUUUAGUGAUGAGUUCAUGUGUACAUGGCCAAUUGAAAACUGGGUUUUAUUCUUCUUUAUGCCCAAGAGCUGAGGCCAUAGUGAGGUCCACUGUUGAAGCACACUCCAACAAAGACCCCACGAUUUUGGCUGGCUUGCUAAGGCUUCACUUCCAUGACUGCUUUGUUCAGGGCUGUGAUGGUUCGGUGUUGAUUACGGGGUCUUCUGCUGAGAUGAGUGCACCCCCAAACCUUGGCUUAAGAGGGUUUGAUGUAAUCGAUGAUGCAAAAUCACAACUAGAGCCCUUGUGCCCUGGGGUGGUUUCAUGUGCCGAUAUACUCGCACUGGCUGCUCGUGAUGCUGUGGACUCGAGUGGUGGUCCAAGUUGGCCAGUGCCUACUGGAAGAAGAGAUGGCAGGGUGUCUUCGGCUUCCGAAGUCUCAAAUAAUUUACCUUCUCCUCUUGAAUCCGUCGCUACCCACAGGCAAAAAUUUGCUGCUAAAGGCCUUGACAAUAAUGAUCUUGUCACAUUAGUUGGGGGACAUACCAUAGGCCAAACAGACUGUUUGUUUUUCAGAUACCGUUUAUACAACUUCACAGCCACAGGUAACUCUGAUCCUACAAUAAACCCAUCAUUUUUGUCACAACUACAAGCUCUUUGUCCAAAAGACGGCGAUGGCUCGAAACGAGUUGCAUUAGAUAAAGAUAGCCAGACUAAGUUUGACGUGAGUUUCUUCAAGAAUGUACGUGAUGGUAAUGCAGUUCUAGAGUCGGAUCAGAGGCUAUGGGGAGACGCUACAGCGCGAACCGUCGUCCAAAACUAUGCUGGGAGCAUUAGGGGAUUACUUGGUUUAAGAUUUGACAUUGAGUUUCCAAAAGCUAUGAUCAAAAUGAGUAGCGUUGAGGUGAAGACCGGUACACAAGGAGAGAUUAGAAAAGUUUGUUCAAAGUUUAAUUAAUAAACCCCAUUGUGUUAAACUUAAUUAAACAAUUCCCUAGAUCACAUUUUAUAGUUUUGUUGGAAUCAAACUCACUUAUUAAAAAGAAAAAAAAAAUGGUACAUAUAUAUUUAGUACGUUUCUAGCUAGCUAGCUUUGAGCAUGUAACAAGAUAUGUAAAUAUUAAAUAUUAAUAAAGUUUUUUUUUUUUUUUU
Quercus robur (English oak) is the source of this 1241-nucleotide messenger RNA. RefSeq names its product peroxidase 25. Gene Ontology annotation, biological process: response to oxidative stress; hydrogen peroxide catabolic process. Lineage: Eukaryota; Viridiplantae; Streptophyta; Magnoliopsida; Fagales; Fagaceae. Gene Ontology annotation, cellular component: plasmodesma; plant-type cell wall. The record is from RefSeq and is a predicted model, not a curated record. The transcript is spliced from 4 exons. Bases 76 to 1047 code for a protein of 323 amino acids. Gene Ontology annotation, molecular function: heme binding; peroxidase activity.